Messenger RNA from Durotheca rogersii, 1737 nucleotides. Its product is annotated as drug resistance transporter EmrB/QacA subfamily. Bases 1 to 1737 code for a protein of 578 amino acids. The transcript has 8 exons. Lineage: Eukaryota; Fungi; Ascomycota; Sordariomycetes; Xylariales; Xylariaceae. Gene Ontology annotation, molecular function: transmembrane transporter activity. The record is from RefSeq and is a predicted model, not a curated record. Gene Ontology annotation, biological process: transmembrane transport.
AUGGUGACGAUGGCUUCCGACGGCACCAAACAACGAGGGGGCACACCUGCAGCUGAACAUAUCCGCGGUGAGGAAGGGGGGAUCAUGCUAGGCCCAGCAGGGCCGCCGGAGUCCCGGCACAGCGACGCGCAACUUGAUGAUCAGGUCGCCUCAGAUUUUGCCGUCGUGUCGCCUCGCGUGUAUUUGACUGGAUGGAGAUUACAUGUCCUCACAUUUGGAUUAUGCCUCUCCCUGUUCCUGUCCGCGUUGGAGACGACGAUAGUCAGCACGUCUCUCAUUUCGAUCACUAAUGCUUUAGGGGGGUUCGAGCAGAGAGAUUGGGUCGUUACCGCGUAUCUCAUCACCUAUACUGGCUUCCUCAUCAUCUACGCAAAAUUUAGCGAUGUCCUGGGCCGUAAGCUGUUGUUACUCGUCGCGAUAGCGUUCUUCACCGUGUUCUCGAUCGUCUGCGGCUCAGUUUCAGACAUGACACAGCUGAUUGUAUUCCGUUCCCUCCAGGGCGUGGGCGCCUCCGGUAUCUAUGCACUCGUGACGGUCAUCCAGCCCGAGAUGGUCCCCCCCGAGAAAUGGGGCAAUUUCGUCGCCGUCGUCUCCCUCGUCUUCAUCCUUAGUUCCGCCCUCGGCCCGAUACUAGGCGGCGCGAUCAACGACCGUUCGUCCUGGCGAUGGGUUUUCCUACUGAACGCUCCAGCCGGUGCGGUUGCGACCGCUCUGAUCGCCUUUGUCAUGCCUGCUCACUUUCCCGACCUGAGCAAUCCGACCGUCCGUAUAAGCUUCCGCUCCAAGAUAUCUCGGGCGUCGCUGAGUCGUCUCGACGUCAUCGGCGCAGCCCUGCUGCUCUUCUCGUCCGCUCUGAUCGUCUUCGCCUUCGAAGAGGCAGGCUCUCGGUAUCGUUGGGAUAGCCCUGCUAUCCUGAGCACCAUCAUAAUCGGCGGGGCCCUUUUCGUCGGCUUCAUCGUGUGGGAAAAGUUUGCAGGCUCGUCUAGGUCGCCCAGCGAACCCAUUUUCCCUCUUCGCCUGAUGAAGGGUCGGCUAUUUAGUAGUCUCAUCGUGGUUGCGUUCUGCACGGGGCCUCCAUUCAUGACUGUAUUGAUCAAUCUCCCGCAGCGCUUCCAGGCAGUUGAUGGCGAAAGUCCUUUGCAAGCUGGUAUUCGUCUCUUACCCUUGCUUCUUGCCUCACCCGUGGCCACGGCCGUAUCUGGACAACUUGCGGGCAGAUUCAAGGUACCGCCGUUUUACCUUCUUGUAUUCGGCUCGUCCAUGCAUUUGCUUGGGUUAGGUCUCGCAAGCUCUAUACCUUUUACCAGCGGCAGUGCCAUGUACGGCUACGAAGUUAUCAUGGGGUUUGGGUUCGGAAUGGGUCUAGUCUCACUUUUGGUAUUUACACCUCUAGUAGUGAACAGGAAUGAUAUGGCUGUCGCGAUGGGCUCUCUCACCCAGAUCAGAGUUCUGGGAGGGACUAUAGGACUGGCUAUCAGUUCAACGGUCCUGAAUAACCAUCUAUCUUCCAACUUACCGAAACUACUCAGUCCGGAGGACAUCCAGCAUAUCUCGGAUUCGGCACAAUUCAUAAACACACUCCCAGACGUUACCCGAGACGCGGUGCGACAGAUCUUCGCCGAUGGUUUCAAUGCACAACUGCGUGUCAUGAUGUAUUUUAGCGUCGUAGUUUGGGUAUUUAGCUUGACGCUUUGGGAGCGGAAGAUGAGGAACGCUGCUAAUAUUGAAGGCUACUGA